GUCGAAAAGACGCACUUCUGGUUUUUAGAAGGGAAGAGACAUAACUGUAAUCAAUGGCCGUGUAUAUAAUGGUCAAGAAUCCCAGUGGUCAUUGUUUAUCUUUGUUUCUCUAAGCAAACAUCUUUCCAAACUUCCCAGGACAUAGCAGAGCGUUUCAAUAAACGGUUCCAUCCCUUCGCCAUGCCAAACAAAUGGAAGAAAGUCAAAGACAUCCUCUUGCAAGAUGGCUAUAAAAAGCUUAUAAGACCAACUGUUCCCGUCCAUAAAACCGCCUUCCCCAAAACGACGCCUGAAUUGGAAAAGUUGGGAGUGCGAUUUGACUACGCUGGUACUAUCGAAGAAGACGAAAUGAAGUUCCAUCGAUUCCAAGUGCAGGUGAAUUCUGGAAACAAGAUACCAACUUCUUGGAAACAGUGGAGACAGAAACAUAAAGAAGGGACCCAUGGCAACGUGGCUACUAUCAAGGUGCCUGAUGGCGGGACUAAAGAGGAUGUUCAGGCGGCUCUUGAUGCGGUUGAUAAAGAAAUCGACUGAUUUGAUUCCAUACUUCUAUCACUGGAUUCCAGAAACCACCAAGUUACCAAAUCUAUGUGCGGUCUUUGUUGCUGUUAUUUUA
Molecule: messenger RNA, 616 nt
Organism: Aspergillus welwitschiae
Lineage: Eukaryota; Fungi; Ascomycota; Eurotiomycetes; Eurotiales; Aspergillaceae
Exons: 2
Coding region: 181-534 (117 amino acids)
Source: RefSeq, a predicted model, not a curated record